Messenger RNA from Labrus mixtus (cuckoo wrasse), 8074 nucleotides. RefSeq names its product IQ motif and Sec7 domain ArfGEF 1b (gene iqsec1b). Lineage: Eukaryota; Metazoa; Chordata; Actinopteri; Labriformes; Labridae. The record is from RefSeq and is a predicted model, not a curated record. The coding region runs from base 401 to 4243 and encodes 1280 amino acids. The transcript has 17 exons. Gene Ontology annotation, molecular function: guanyl-nucleotide exchange factor activity; protein binding. Gene Ontology annotation, biological process: regulation of ARF protein signal transduction; actin cytoskeleton organization.
ACACACACAGCAGCGCUGAUUUCGAGAGAAAGAGCGGAACGCGCUGCCGGGGAGCGCUGAAACCUCCAGGCGGCCCUGAAAGAGUUAAACGGUCUUCUCAUGUACGGAGCGGCUGGUUGGAGGUUAGUUCGGCUGUUGCGGUGCAGAGCUCGCGGACGCGGCGGCGGCGUAUACAGCAGCGCAACAAACCCGGCCAACUUCCCGGCAAAGCUGUCACUUCAACACGACACACCAACCAUGUCGGAGCGAAGGUGGAUCUCUGGAUUUGACAACGCUCAGUCUUACUACUCCUGAGUGCGCGCCUGUGUGUGUGUGUGUGCGUGCGUGCGUGUGUGUGUGUGUAUGUAUGUGUGUGUGAGAGAGAGAGGGCUGCUUUUCUGGUUGUGUGGAUAUCGCCUCCAUGGACGGGCAACGGGGCUUUUACGAGAUGAUGGAGAGCCCGACGGAGAACCCCAGCAAGGCGGCGGAGUAUCUAAAGGAGCUGAAUAAGAUCAUCGAGACGCAGCAGGGGCUGCUGGAGAAGCAAAGGGUCCGGAUUGACGAGCUCGAGCUCCAGGUGACGGAUCUUUGCAAGGAAAACGCAUGCCUGAAAGAUCAGCACCAGCGGCACCUGGCCACCUGCAGACUCCAGCAGAGCAGCCUCCCCACCCUGGGAGCCAUCAAGGAGAAUAUCAUGCAGGAAAAACGACACGCCUCAUUGCCAGUAGAUGUCUCAGAGAUCCCUCUAAACCUUAUUGCGCCUGUGUGUAGAAGAAGUUACCCCUGUCGCAAAUGGAAGUCUGCAUCUUUUGGGGAUGAUGCAUGUUCUUUGACAGCUAACAGGAUCAUUUCUUGUUCCACACAUCAGGACGUUGUAUGUUCUUUCGGACCAGACACGGAGGAUCCCAGCCCGGCCAUGACUCACAGACGACACCAUCACUUUGUGGAAGGUGAUGCUCCAGGCAUCGAAGUGGGCGCCUCUGUGGACCCCAGCAGCGGCUACAGUUGCGUUCCAGUGACCCACAGUGGCGGGCUCGGCCCCGACCACCUGGACAGCCAGCUCUACGGACACAUCUUCCUGCCAGGCCACCAGCGGCCCCGCCGACCCAAGCUCCAGCACUCUCAGUCCAUCCUCCGCAAGCAGGCCGAGGAGGAGGCCAUCAAACGCUCCCGCUCGCUCUCUGAGAGCUAUGAGCUCUCAUCAGACCUACAGGACAAGCAGGUUGAGAUGCUAGAGCGUAAAUAUGGUGGGCGUUUCAUAACCCGGCAUGCAGCCCGCACCAUCCAGACAGCCUUCCGCCAGUACCAGAUGAACAAGAACUUUGAGCGUCUUAGGAGUUCUAUGUCUGAGAACCGUAUGUCCAGACGGAUCGUCCUAUCCAAUAUGAGAAUGCAGUUUUCCUUCGAAGGACCUGAAAAAGUCCACAGCUCCUACUUCGAGGGAAAGCAGGUCUCACUUACAGAUGACGGCGCCAAGAUUGGUGCACUGAUGCAGUCAGAGCACGGGGGGGAGAUGGGCAUGCAGGCCAAGACGCCCACAGCACAGAGCGACUUUACAGACGCUAUCACUGAACUAGAAGAUGCCUUCUCGAGGCAGGUCAAAUCUCUGGCUGAGUCCAUAGAUGAUGCUCUAAACUGUCGCAGUCUGCAUGGUGAUGAAAACCAGUUGGAGCAAGGGAGAAGCCUCCAGGAUAUGGACAGGGAGGUCAGCUGUCAGGUGAAACCCUCCCACAGUGCGGCAGAACAUCGCAAGCUGGACGAGAUGACGGCGUCUUACAGCGAUGUCACUCUUUACAUCGACGAAGAAGAACUGUCUCCUCCUCUGCCCCUGUCUCAGUCUGUAGACCGGCCAUCCAGCACGGAAUCAGACUUGCGCCAGCGUUCCCUCAACUCCUCCCAGGACUACUGGUCUCUGGCUCACAAGGAUGAGAAAGGGGACACGGACACCAGCUGCCGCAGUACACCCUCGCUGGAGUGCCAAGAGCAGCGUUUACGGGUAGACCACCUACCCCUUCUCACCAUCGAGCCUCCGAGCGACAGCUCAGUGGAGCUGAGUGAUCGUUCCGACCGCAGCUCUUUGAAGAGACAGAACGCCUACGAGCGGAGCCUCACCAACCAACAGAGCAGCCCCAAACACAUCAGCCACGGCCUGCCGCCCAGAGGACCUUCCAGGGAGGAGGACGCAGGCCGCCAUCGACCACGUCAACUGGAGGCCCACCUGGCCAUCAACGGCACUGCGAACCGGCAAAGCAAGUCGGAGUCGGACUUCUCCGACGGUGACAACGACAGCAUCAACAGCACAUCCAACUCCAACGACACCAUCAACUGCAGCUCCGAGUCCUCGUCCAGAGACAGCCUGAGGGAGCAGACACUCAGCAAGCAGACGUACCACAAAGAGACCCGCAACAGCUGGGACUCACCCGCAUUCAGCAACGACAUAAUCCGCAAGAGGCACUACCGCAUCGGUCUCAACCUCUUCAACAAGAAACCAGAAAAAGGCAUCCAAUAUCUGAUAGAGCGAAACUUUGUUCCAGACACUCCAGUGGGUGUGGCACACUUCCUGCUUCAGAGGAAAGGCUUGAGUAGGCAGAUGAUUGGAGAGUUCCUGGGUAACAGGCAGAAACAGUUCAACCGGGAUGUCCUCGACUGUGUGGUCGAUGAAAUGGACUUUUCAAGUAUGGAGCUUGACGAAGCACUCAGGAAGUUUCAAGCACACAUCCGAGUUCAGGGAGAAGCUCAGAAGGUUGAACGUUUGAUCGAGGCCUACAGCCAACGCUACUGCAUCUGCAACCCUGGUGUGGUGCGACAGUUCAGGAACCCUGACACCAUCUUCAUCCUGGCCUUCGCCAUCAUCCUUCUCAACACGGACAUGUACAGUCCCAACGUCAAGCCUGAGAGGAAGAUGAAGUUGGAGGACUUUGUUAAGAACCUUCGAGGAGUGGAUGAUGGGGAAGACAUCCCCCGAGAGAUGUUGGUCGGGAUAUAUGAGAGGAUUCGCAAGCGGGAGCUCAAGACUAAUGAAGACCAUGUGUCCCAGGUUCAGAAAGUGGAAAAACUCAUUGUUGGAAAAAAGCCGAUUGGCUCGUUACACCACGGUCUGGGAUGUGUAUUGUCCCUCCCCCAUCGGAGACUCGUGUGUUACUGCAGACUCUUUGAAGUGCCCGACCCCAACAAACCACAGAAGUUGGGCCUGCACCAAAGAGAGAUCUUCCUCUUUAACGACCUGCUAGUGGUUACUAAAAUUUUCCAAAAGAAGAAGAACUCUGUGACAUACAGCUUUCGUCAAUCCUUCUCCCUCUAUGGAAUGCAAGUGCUGCUCUUUGAGAAUCAGUAUUAUCCCAAUGGAGUCCGUCUGACCUCGGCCAUUCCUGGAGCUGACAUCAAAGUCCUCAUCAACUUCAAUGCACCCAAUCCUCAGGACCGCAAAAAGUUCACCGACGACUUGCGAGAGUCUAUUGCUGAAGUCCAAGAAAUGGAGAAGUACAGGAUAGAAUCUGAAUUAGAAAAACAGAAGGGGGUGGUGAGGCCCAGCAUGUCCCAGUGUUCCGGGUUGAAGAAGGAUACAGGUAAUGGGAACCUGAGCCGAGGAAGCCUUGACGACAGCUACGCCAUUGGUGAAGGUUUGAAGAGGAGUGCCCUCAGCAGCUCUCUCCGUGACCUCUCAGAUGCAGGCAAGCGUGGGAGACGCAGCAGUGCAGGAUCACUAGACAGCAAUAUGGAAGGGUCCAUCAUUAGCAGUCCUCACAUUCGGCGGAGAACUCCUUCCAGCCGAGACUGCCCAUCCCGCCACAGCGGCCAGUCCCUUCCCAAUUCCUCCUCUCUGCUCGGAUCUCUGUUCGGCACCAGACGGGCGAAGUCCCCCAGCCCCACCCCGCAGCCAGUGCACCCCACCCUCAUCUCCCACACCCCUCACCCCGCCAACUUGCACCACACAGCCCGGUCGGAGACAGACACGCCGGUCCCCAUGCACCCGCACCACGCCCAGUUCUGCCACGUCACCCAGAACCCCCCGCCUUACCACCACCACCACCACUACCACCCGCCGGCCCACCUGCAGCACCCUCCGCACCAGUACCACCCGACCCCCUCGCACGGCCAGCAGCCGCCCUUCCUGCCGCACGCGCAGCACGGCCACAGUGGCCACCCGGCACACCCCUCCUCCCACGCUGCUCACGGCGCCCACCACCAUGGCCCGCCGCCAGCGCCCUCCCAGGCACCGAGCAGCACCAAGCCCAAGCACAGCGGCAUCAGCACGGUGGUCUGAGACACACAGGGGCUCUCUUUUCUGCUCUCUGACUGAACUUUGAUUUUACCCUGAGGCUCUCGGCUGAUGAUGGGCUGGGUAUGUGAAGCCAGAAGAGAUCCUGUGCCUCCUUUUAAGCAUAUUUUCUUUACACCCAUGACAUGGGCAGAAUAUUCAAUAGAGACACUUUUCCUUUUCCAGUUGCUUCUUUCAUUUGAUUUCAAGUCACACUUCAUCGUCUGCUUGCUUUAACAGCAACGGACGCCGACAUAAGAGCAUGCACAAAGACCACAACUACUGUUUCUCCUCCACAAAUUAAAGAAAUAUGAUCAAAUAUCUCGCUUACAAGUAUUUUACAGAAGACGUAAACAGUAAUCUUGACUUAAAUGUCUGCAAAGUGAAUUCAUCUAGUGCAAGGGUAGCUGGACAGACAGAUAGACGGACAGUCAUCCUCAGCAGUAGCUGUACGAGUAUUUAAUGUAGCGGUAGCUCACAGUGCACUGUGAUAUCUCUGUUAGCAGUGAUCAAUGUGCCAAUUUACUAAUUUAGUCACAAAAAAAUGCUUUAUGUAUAUUGUGCAUAGUAUUUUGUAACAAAUAAUAUCAACAGUUAUUAUUCUAAUUAUAAUUACUACAGAACAAAUGACAUCAUUCAAUCUCUCAGUAUUAUACUCGCACAUAGGGGGCGUAGUUUCACUGUUAAGAAAACAAUCAGAGCUUUUACUAGUUAGUUCAUUCAGUGAGCUGGAGCACUAUCUAUUGCCUUGAGUUAGAGCUCUUUUAAUGGAGUUGAAGGCUGAUGCAGACUCACACAGCAGCCCUGACACAGUCUCCUCCAGUGACUGCACUCUUCUUCGGUCCAGAGUGGUCUCUGAGGAAGGAAGCCACAACGAGCCGCUGAACAAACAGAUCUAUCUAAACGUCCACCCUGCAGUACUGGCUGCCUGUCUGACAUCAUUUUAUUUUUUUAAACUAUUUUUUUAGAGUCCAAUAAAACUAUGAAAAUGCUCUAUAUGUUUUUACAGCAAACCUGGUAGGAUUCUUUGAUUCUGUUCUGCAGAAGGAGGAGAUGGGGAUGUUUUUGUGUGUGUGUGUGUGUGUUUGUGUGUGUAGCAGGGAAACAGCAACAUGACUGUAACAGUGUGUCUCCUGAGGUGGAAGCUCUCAGCUGGCUGAGUUGUGACCUCUGUGUCCCUCUUGGGGUUUUAUUGCGCGUCUCUCAAGCGGCAUGCCUGUUGUGCGGUGCUGUUUACUCCCUCCGUCUGACUCUUUUUUUUUUUUUUUUUUCCUCUGAGCCACACGAACGACACAGUACAAAAAUCAAUAAUUAUCAUUCUGUGAUGGUGACAGCUCUCUUAUGCCUCACUCACCACAAAUGGCAGUUUUAUAUCAAGCAUUUUUCUGACAUAUUUAUGGGAUGGCUGGUUAUACCUCAGGGCCAUCCUGAUUACAGUAUCUAGUGUGUGUGUGCUGAGCGGUGGCAGGGGGGGGGCUGCUGUGCUGGAGCGUAUUUUAUAUUGAAAGCGAUAGACGCGGCACUUGUUCUAUUUAGUUAAUAUCAAUGGCAGAAGUUAGUCUGUAUCUGCUAAAGACUAUGAGAUGGAUUUUUUUAACUUGUAUGUGCAAUAUGUAUUUACUUUUUUUUCUUUUGUCUCAGAACGGCUGCAAUCCGUGGCUGUUCUUAUUUGCUAGUUCAGUUAGUUUUGUCUUUUUCACCCUUUGUCCUUCGUCAUUUCUUCCUCAGUGUUUCAGUAAAGUAUCCACGUGGAUUUGGAGGGACUGCAUCUUUCUAAUUGAUAAAGAACGAUCGAAGAAAAAUACUAGCAUGUAACGAUGUAUUUGAGGCUAUUUUCUAACUGUUGUGUAUCCCAAAAAGCUAUAUCAGUGUUGAAGAAGAUAUUUGUUGAGAAUGAUUUAUUUGUACAACAAAAAAAAAAAAAAAGUUUUGAAUUGUUCCGACCCCCCAAAAACACAGUGCAUCAAUCGUUCGAAUCUCGAAGUAAUCACAGUGGUGAGAUGAAUUCUUAGAGCAGGCGUAAUGAAAGUUGCUCUCAAAUCUGAGUGAUAAUAGACAGGCAGCUAUAAGUGUAAUAAAUGGAACUCUUUUAUCACCUUAUUUAUCACCUCUACCUGGCAGUACAUUACUCUUUGCAAGUCAGUGUCAAGUAGAUCGCUGUUUUUCUCUCUGCAAAUUUAAUAAGGCACUCUUUUUAAAUGGUUUAUAAGCUUUAAUGAGAAUAGUUUACUUACAUUGGAGUUGGUUAACGUUAGUUUAAUUCAUGUUCAUCAGGUCGUUAAUUAAUCCUUAUGAGCAAUAAGAGUAACUUUUUGGUUGCCAUGUGCACAUAUUCCCUUUCCAACAAAUAAAAUCCACUGAGAAAAGACAAAAAGGUGCUGUUUCUCCCAGCACAUUUUGUAUAUUUCUUGAUGCUGGAUGUCUUAUAGCCAUCCUUUUUUUAAACUAGAAUUUACUAAAAAAAAUGAACAGUCCUCAGCAUGUGGGUAGCCUACCACCUCUAAGUGUAGAAACCACAGUAGGAGGUAGAUAAAGACAUGAAGAAGAAACCAAAAUAACUCUAAUGAUCUGAAAUAUACAUUCUUUAUCAUCUUAAAAUCAUACGUUAAGUAAAAGAAGUUUUUAAAACCUAUAAACCCUCUAUGAAGUGUGCCUUAUUACAAUGGUACUGUUUCUUUUUUAUAUAUAUAUAUAUCUGCCAUAAAUACAGCGUUUCAAGCAUUUCAAUCCAGUGUAGUUUCAUUUCUGUGGAAUCAGAAAAGUGCCAAUAUUGCGUGGUCAUUACAUCGUAAAUCAGAUUUACACCAAGUCCAUCGGGGGACCAAAUUGAAUUGACCCGCUACAAAUCCGCAGUAGACCGCUCACAACGUCUGUUUUAAGACAAAUGUCUGAUAAUAAACUUAUAUUAUUUGCAGAAUAAUGACACAGACAGACUAGAAUAAACGUAGCUCUACACAAUGAUGCCGGUCCUUUGAGUUAUACUAAACCAGUGUGUUUUCAGCCUCGACCCUCCAGUUCCUUCAGAUGACUGAUGUAUUGUAAAAAAAAAAAACCUGUCCAGAUUCCAUGUGAGGUUCUUUGUUGCAUGCCAUUAAUGCCUACCGUUUCUUUUUGUAUGUCUCCUCUUUUUUCGUUUUUGUCUUUUUAUGUGUGGUUCUGUUGGGCAGCAGGCUCGACUGGACCCCUCAACUUUCAAUGUAGCUUUGAUUUCUCUGACUGAUGCUUGUUUACAUUUAGAUGAUUUCUGGCCUACUAUAGUAUUUUUUUCAUUGAAAGUUAUCCUCUGGCAUGCAUUUUCCCUUUUUUUCCCCACUGUACAGUAUAAAGACAAAGCAGUAUACUGCGGAGUGUAAAUACAAAACUCCACCUGGAGAAAAUCUAAUGUAACUCAAGGAAGCGGGUUUGAAAGGGAGGACACAUGAAGAGGGUGGGCCGAUAGUAACGAAUGAGAACAUGUAAAUAAUCUGUAAAUUAUUAUUAAUAUAAUUAUUAUUAUUAUUACUACUCAAUGUCUGCAGUUGCAUUGAAGCUGCAUUCCUGCUCCCUCUGAUAUCGACAUAAUCAUCGACUGCUUCUCUCUGCCUCCAACAGGACUGAAUUAUCAUAGGAUCUAGAGAUGAACAGCUAACUGUUACACAGUCAACACAACUUCUGACUUAUUUCCUGAGAAUCUCCUGUUCCGUCACACUCACAGCCCACUUUUUGAAGUCGAAGCGAAGGGAGGAGUGCUCUUAUUUUGUUAUGCAUUCUGUUUCUAAGUAGACAAAACCCCAUUGAUGUAAAACUAGUACUGUGACGAUGUUGAGAACGCAAAAUAAAGCGAUAUAUACUGUUAAA